GGUGCGGCCGGGCGCUCGUUUCCUCCUCGGCCGCCAUUUUGUAGCGCAGAGCCCCCGCGAAUAAAGAGCGGGAGGGAGCGGCGCGCGGGGACGCGCGGCCGGCAGGAGGACGGGGAGGGGGGCACGGGACGCGGCGCGGCGGCGGCUACGACCACAACGACAACAGCGACGGCGGUGGCGACCCCUGGCCUCCGGAGCGGCGGAGCCCCGCUGGAGCCGGCUGCGAGGCGCGGCGGCGGUUCGCCCUCGAUGUGACGGGCGCGGCCCGGGCAGCUAGCGUGCUGGGAGAGCGGCGCCUCCGCACCGCGGGCCGCAGAGUUCACAAUGACGAAUGAAGAACCUCUCCCGAAGAAGGUUCGCCUUAGUGAAGCAGAUUUUAAGGUUUUGCCUAGAGAUGAGCUUAUCCUAAGGUGGAAACAGUAUGAAGCAUAUGUGCAAGCUUUGGAGGGCAAGUACACAGAUCUUAACUCUAAUGAUGUGACGGGAUUGAGAGAAUCUGAAGAGAAGUUGAAACAGCAACAGCAAGAAUCCGCCCGAAGAGAAAAUAUUCUGGUCAUGAGGCUGGCAACUAAAGAACAGGAGAUGCAAGAGUGUACUAAUCAGAUUCAGUACCUCAAGCAAGUCCAGCAGCCUAGUGUUGCCCAACUGCGAUCAACAAUGGUGGACCCAGCCAUCAACUUGUUUUUCCUAAAAAUGAAAGGUGAACUGGAACAGACUAAAGACAAACUGGAACAAGCCCAAAAUGAACUGAGUGCCUGGAAAUUUACGCCUGAUAGCCAAACAGGCAAAAAGUUAAUGGCGAAGUGUCGAAUGCUUAUCCAGGAGAAUCAAGAGCUUGGAAGGCAGCUGUCCCAAGGACGUAUUGCACAGCUUGAGGCAGAGUUGGCUUUACAGAAGAAAUAUAGUGAGGAACUUAAAAGCAGUCAGGAUGAGUUGAAUGACUUCAUCAUCCAGCUUGAUGAGGAGGUAGAGGGUAUGCAGAGUACCAUUCUAGUUCUUCAGCAGCAGUUGAAGGAGACUCGCCAGCAGUUGGCACAGUACCAGCAGCAGCAGUCCCAGGCCUCCAACCCAGGUACCAGCAGGACUCCAUCUUCUGAGCCUACAGACCAGGGAGAGGCUGUGGGUAAAGACUGCAGCCGCCUGGCUAAUGGACCAAGCAAUGGUAGCUCCUCCCAUCAGCGGACGUCUGGGCCUGGAUUUUAUAGGGAGGGUAGCAGCACAGAAGAUGACUUCCCGGCUUCUCCAGGGAAUGGUAAUAAGCUGUCCAACCACUCUGAAGAUAGAACUGGUAGAGGAGGUGGUAGCUACAUAAACCAACUCAGUACUGGGUAUGAAAGUGUAGACUCUCCCACUGGCAGUGAAAACUCUCUCACUCACCACUCAAAUGACACAGACUCCAAUCAUGAUCCUCAAGAGGAGAAAACAGUGAGCAUGAAAGGUAACAGAACUGUGGGUUCUCGUCAUGUCCAGAAUGGUUUGGACUCCAGUGUAAAUGUGCAGGGUUCAGUUUUGUAACAUUUUUCUGCAACAUUUUUAUACAGUGUCAUUUAAAUUGGGAGAGGAUACUGUCCAGAAGCCGUUUAAAUUAGUGCAUACUUGUCACAAUUUUUGCCUUUUUGUGGGUUUCUUUUUGCUUCAAUACCUCUGCCACUUUGGAAAUUUUAACAGUUAAUUACGUUGAAUGUUGCUAAAAAGACGUUUGUGUAGUUCAAGUUAUUUUUAUAUGAGUUAAUGUGAAGUUGAAAUGGAAAUUAUUUCCAUAAAGUAUAACAUAAAUGAUGUCUGUACAAAUCUGUGUAUAUCUAGAACCUGUGCUGUGUAAGGGCAUUCUUACUCAUACUGUUAUACUCACACCACCUUCAAGAUUUGUCAUAAUAGCUGUGGGUUUAUGACUGCCAAGUUUGCCCAGUACAGUAGUUUUAUCACUAAAAGAUGGACUUACUGAAGGAGUCCUGUAGUAGUUUCAGUGUUAAUUACAGUUUUUCCCACCAUACAUCUGUGCAUUUUCUCCUUAGGUGACCGAAUGUUUAUGAAUUGUGUGCAUAGUUACUCAGUUUUUAAGAACUGUUGUAUCCUGUUUAUGCAUAUUGCUCUGUGACUCCAAUAUUAUCUUACCUGUACUGACCAAACCUAAAUAAAAACUUUUAAUAAUGU
Cygnus atratus (black swan) is the source of this 2154-nucleotide messenger RNA. It is a transcript of the gene WTAP, whose product is annotated as WT1 associated protein. Lineage: Eukaryota; Metazoa; Chordata; Aves; Anseriformes; Anatidae. The coding region runs from base 325 to 1515 and encodes 396 amino acids. Gene Ontology annotation, cellular component: nucleus. The record is from RefSeq and is a predicted model, not a curated record. The transcript has 8 exons. Gene Ontology annotation, biological process: regulation of alternative mRNA splicing, via spliceosome.